Molecule: messenger RNA, 1691 nt
Organism: Myxocyprinus asiaticus (Chinese sucker)
Lineage: Eukaryota; Metazoa; Chordata; Actinopteri; Cypriniformes; Catostomidae
Product: calcium/calmodulin-dependent protein kinase II inhibitor 2-like
Exons: 2
Coding region: 244-483 (79 amino acids)
Biological process (GO): negative regulation of protein kinase activity
Molecular function (GO): protein kinase binding; calcium-dependent protein kinase inhibitor activity
Source: RefSeq, a predicted model, not a curated record
CCUGCAUUUCUCACAAGAGCUCGCUUCGGGCACGCCAGGCGGACACACCACUCCACCCGUUACCUCCCACGGUCGGUACGGCCAGGACAGCAGAGCAACUGGACCUGUCGACAGUGUCAUUCCAGGGUCUUAGCUGAACUCUACUCCUAGAAAUCGGGAUAUUAAUUGCUCUGCAAAGUCUGUAUCUGUUACCAUCUCCAAACAGUUAUAAUUUAUUAUUUUAACUCUUGAGUUGGAAUCACCAUGUCUGAAGUGCUGCCAUACAACGAGGGGAAGAUGAACGGCUACGGGGCGGACAAUGAAGUCAGUCAGAUAUCUUUCAGCUGUCGACUGCAAGACACGAACUCGUUCUUCGGAACCUCGCAGUCGAAGCGACCGCCGAAACUCGGGCAGAUCGGCAGAGCAAAACACGUGGUCAUUGAAGAUGACCGAAUAGAUGAAGUUCUCAAAGGGAUGACAGACAAGUCAUCUCCCGGCGUGUAAACUUGAACGGUAAUACCAAGUCAACCUUUUCUUUUAAUCACCGGUUUGAACCACUUGUAGACUGUGCGUAUGAACAGUGAACAAGAGGUGAAGAUGACGGUAGUACGAGUAAACAGGACAGGACAAAGAGGAGCGAAGGAGUGUAACUCUGAACUGUGGGUUGCAAUGGCAAGAUUUGAAGAUGCUGGCAAUUCUCCAAGUGAAACCCAUCCCAAACCGCCGCUUUAUAACGAAGGUUAACCCAAGAUUUCUGGUCAUUUAGCUCCUUGUUUUGUAGAAGCCGUGUGUCUGGAUCUGACUUUUCACCACAACAAACAGAAGCCCCGUUUCAUCCGCAUCUCACCAAGAUAUUAAGGGGAGCUGUCCAAUUCAGCACCUGAAGUACAACUUGACUGCUUCUAGCUUCUAGUUUGCCGUCUUUCCAGAGAAAUAAGCUAUAUUUAUAUCUUGCAUAGUAAUAGGCUGAUGUAUGUAAACGAGCACAUCUAAAUCCAUUCCAUUUACAACCCUUGGCUGAUCAAAUGAAGGUGUAUUGCCCUAUAGAUGUAAUACCCGACAAAAAACAACACGCUGAACGCCAGCGAGAAGAAACACAUGGACUGAUGGCAGCAAUCGCGAAGGAAAAUGAGGAGGAUAACUUUUUUUAUUGAUUUAUUUCGUUUUUUCUAUGACUGUUUUUCGUUUGGCGUCGGGUAUAGAUUCAUACGGUUCUCUUUGCAUGAACUUGUCUCUUGUGCCAUUGCGGGUGUUUCCACCUCUCUUAAAACCCAGGCACGCUUCUUUUUACCGAGAUCAAUAUUUGUAUUUUUUUAUAGGCUAUUUCGAUAUUUGUUACUCAGAGUCCGAUUUUUAAUAGUCCAUCAACACAGACAGUAUAUGUGUCGAAACAGGCAUAAAACAAUAUCAGAAAAGGACAAACUGAAUGUUAUUUUGGAGAGAGGGUGCGCACAGCAACAUUAACAGGUUUUUCAUUGCAAUAAGCGAUCACGCCUUCCUUGACAAUGAAAAGGUUAGACAUUUUCAACUGCGCUUUUUGAACAUCUCAGUUGUUAAUUUAUUUAUUUGUUUUUGUAUUAUUUUAAAAAUGUUCAGUGUAUGGUUUACUGUGCAUGAUACCUUAAUAUUUUCAUGCUUUUGAACAAUUUAUGAAGCAAAAUUUACAUAAAUGUCUGAAAAUUCUACGAAUUAUGUGAAUAAAUAAAUGAAUU